Sitophilus oryzae (rice weevil) is the source of this 1296-nucleotide messenger RNA. RefSeq names its product protein yellow-like (gene yellow-g2). NCBI's taxonomy places the organism in Eukaryota, Metazoa, Arthropoda, Insecta, Coleoptera, Curculionidae. Gene Ontology annotation, cellular component: extracellular region. The transcript is spliced from 2 exons. The coding region runs from base 143 to 1234 and encodes 363 amino acids. The record is from RefSeq and is a predicted model, not a curated record.
ACGAAUAUCAAAUAUAGUUUAAAACAAAGGAAGUCACUGACAUCGGACAGCGUUGAUAUUAUCAAAACAACAAAACGUUAUUUAUAUAGCUCAAAAUAAAGUUUAUACUUUGCCAUUUUUGUACAUAUUUCACCCAGGAAACAUGAUAUUAAGAGUAUUAUUCAUUUCUUUAACGCUACUGGCAUGCGUACUAUGUUCCUGCGAUAUCCUAGAAUGGACUGGGGGAAGUUACGAAUUUCCAAAUGAAGACGCCGAAUUCAUGGCCAUUCAAAACGGAAGCUACAUCCCUCAAAAUGUGAUCGCCACAAGAGGCCAAAUCUACAAAGACGACAUCUACGUAGCUUUGCCGAGGUUCAAGCCUGGAAAUCCAGCCACUUUAGCUAAAGUUGCCGUUAAAUCCAUAUGCAGUGAUGCCGUGCUCACACCCUUUCCCAAUUGGGAAGCACAAAACCAAAACGACACCGAUGGUCUACAUUCCAUAGUGGAUAUAUUCGUAGAUAUCCAUGGGGUUUUGUGGGCGCUGAAUUCCGGAAUAGUUAAUGUUUUAACCGAACCCAUUAGGAAGUGUCAUCCUAAAGUUGUUGCUUAUAAUUUACUUACCGGAAGUAAAAUAAAAACUGUGGACUUAUCUGGAUUAGUGGUGCAAGGUUCCAGAUUGCAGUAUCUCGCUGUUGACUAUGGAACUGAUGGAAAACCUUUUGUUUAUAUCACUGAUGCCGCAACAAGAUCGAUCAUUGUUUUCAAUGUCAUAGAAAACAAAGCCUAUCGCAUAGUGGUACCUAAAUCUGCUCUAGGACCAAGACGUGACGUUUUAUACGCUGCUUUAGUUCAAAAAGGUUGUGGAAAUAACAUUUUAGUGUUCACCUACCUGUCAGGAAGUAGAAUAUUCUCCAUCAAAACCGAGUAUCUCAGAUCUGGAUCUGCAUCAGGAAAAAUAGAAGAUUUAGGUGCAAAAGACGGAAGAAUAAUACUGUUAGGUACAGACGGAGGUACAGCUAUUUUCUACAGGUACGAAGGGAAACCUGAAAUUUACAGAUGGGAUGCAAAUCAAGGAAGUUUUCUUGGUGGUGAGUUAGUGUACAGUUCUCCCAGUUGUUACCUAUCUACUCAAGUAUUGCCAGAUGCCAGACGUUUAAGAAUGAGAGUGUUGGAAAGUAAUUUUCCCGAUUAUUUGGCUGGAACAGUUGGAUGUGGUGCUGCUCAAAGAGUCGCAUUGAUGAUUGGUAGUACAUAAAAAUUGUAAUAUUAUUUAUUGAUUAAAUAAAGAUUUUAGCCUCCAUAUGUUUGAUUUUUUUA